Messenger RNA from Neoarthrinium moseri, 1947 nucleotides. RefSeq lists its product as uncharacterized. Gene Ontology annotation, biological process: UDP-glucose transmembrane transport. The transcript is spliced from 3 exons. Gene Ontology annotation, cellular component: endoplasmic reticulum-Golgi intermediate compartment; cis-Golgi network; Golgi apparatus. Bases 1 to 1947 code for a protein of 648 amino acids. NCBI's taxonomy places the organism in Eukaryota, Fungi, Ascomycota, Sordariomycetes, Amphisphaeriales, Apiosporaceae. The record is from RefSeq and is a predicted model, not a curated record. Gene Ontology annotation, molecular function: antiporter activity.
AUGCCUUCCCCCCCUUUGCCCACCCAGAAUAUACCCCAUCAACACCACCAACACGCUCAGACUGCAGCUUCACCAGCAGCUUCGCCAUCCGUACCCACGAGAAGCCUCACCGGCAAGCAGCAGCACAGCUUGAACCCACCACCUCCACCACCCCCUUCGUCCUCGAGCUCCGCUGCCACCCGAGCCGUGACUAGCGUGCUCCCCAUCCACACAGGCACCCCGACCCUCGACUUCUCGACGCCCUCGUCGGCUUCCUCGGCGACCACAAGCUUCCAGCAGCAGGAGUGGAAGCCCCUGGAUGGUGCAGCCGGCAACCGUCCCCCCGAAGCCAUUGAGAUGGACCCCAUCGCCCCCGCCGGCCACCGGCGACGGCGGAGCACCCUGACGUCCAGCGUGGGCGGCGCCGGCGGCCUGCCCUCGGCCCACCCGGCUGGGCGUGGCCGAGCCCAGAGCAUCCGGAACGUGAGCGAGCCCGCCGACCUCAAGAUCUCCGAAGAGGCACAUUUCAGCGGCGCCGACGCGCCCUCGUCGUCCAAGUCCGAGGCCCCCGAUGACGACAGCAGCAUGUCAGACGAGGACCUCCACGACGACGAGGAGACGGGCCUGACCAAGAAGGACAAGAAGCGCAAGGCCGCCAAGCGUAGGCGGAACACCCGCCUAGACAAUCGGAUUGCCAGGGACAAGAUCACGGAGGAGGAGCGCAGGGAGGCCGACCAGAACGUGGCGCGGAAGCUGGUCAUCAACGUCGUACUCAUUGGCCUGUGGUACUUUUUCUCCCUGUCUAUUUCUCUGUAUAACAAGUGGAUGUUCGACUCCCAGAGGCUCAACUUUGGGUUCCCCUUAUUCACUACAUCGAUGCACAUGCUCGUGCAAUUUUCCUUAGCAGCAUUAGUUUUAUAUUUCAUACCCUCUCUACGCCCGAGCGCCGGGCACCACAACUCCGAUGGGGGCCGGUCGAGGCAUGAGUCGGAACCGGAACGGCCGGCCAUGACGAAACUCUUCUACUUGACGAGAAUAGGCCCCUGCGGUGCGGCAACGGGCUUGGAUAUUGGACUGGGUAAUACCUCGUUGAAGUUCAUCACCCUCACCUUCUACACUAUGUGUAAAUCAUCUUCCUUGGCCUUUGUCCUCAUAUUCGCCUUCCUCUUCCGCUUGGAAUCCCCAACGUGGAAGCUCGUAGCCAUUAUCGCGACCAUGACAAUGGGUGUGGUGAUGAUGGUGGCCGGCGAGGUCGAAUUCCAGCUCAGCGGCUUCGUGCUGGUUAUCUCAGCCGCCUUCUUCUCCGGCUUUCGCUGGGGACUCACGCAAAUCCUGCUGCUCAGGAACCCUGCAACUUCCAACCCAUUUUCUAGCAUUUUCUUCUUGGCCCCGAUCAUGUUUCUGACUUUGAUCCUGAUUGCGAUCCCCGUUGAGGGUGUUUUUGAAUUAGUGGAGGGCUACCGUGCGCUGAGUGCAGACCGGGGAGCUGUCAUCGCCCCCCUGAUACUCCUGUUCCCAGGCACCAUUGCCUUCCUUAUGACAGCCUCCGAAUUCGCCCUCUUACAGCGCAGCAGCGUUGUAACACUCUCAAUCGCCGGCAUCUUCAAGGAAGUCGUGACUAUCAGCGCCGCCGCCAUUGUCUUCGACGACAAGCUGACGACGAUCAACAUCUCUGGUCUACUCAUCACUAUUUGUGCCAUUGCAUUCUACAAUUACAUCAAGCUGACCCAGAUGCGGAACGAAGCUCAGUUGGAUGUACAUACGAAACACGGCGCGUAUCAACAGGCCGAGUCUGGGCCUUCCAGCGAUGGCAGCGAGGACGAAGAGGAGGAGAGUGGGCUCCUAGCUCACGCAGACGAGGAUGACGAUCACGCUAAUGAUAUGGUCACUAUGGAUGGCGAUAUCAUACCGAACCCAAAGCCGCACGCUGAGGACAGCCGGGCCGGACGGUCCGAGCACGCAGAUUGA